ACUUGUUUGCACUUCACGGGUGGUGGAGAAUUUUCAUCUAAGGUUAUCAGACGCAAUAGAAUUGUAUAGAAAUCAAAAUGUUCUGUGAGUAUUGAGAUUCAUCAGUGCUUUCAUUCCUUUCGUCAAGUAUUGCUCUCUAUUGCUUUUUUCCCUGCUAAAGUGUUCGUUUCUUUUAACAUUGUGAUCCACGAAUUUUCCUAAGAGGUGCAGAAGUUAGACAAAUAUUCCAUGAGAAAUAAUGAAGAAGUCGCAAGUGCACAUUUCACAUAAGAAAUCUCUGAUGUAGAGGAAAAUUCUAUAUUUCUUUGCUGUUGCCUAUUCGCGUACGGAAGACCAUUGAAAAGAUUCACCAUUUGGACACGAGAAGUUAGUUGAGUGCGAGUUGUGCAAGGGAUAAGCCAUACACAAUUUUUACCCAUAAACAAUUCUGUGUUUGAUUGUACAUUGUGUUUUAAACUUCUUAAUUGAGAGGUGAUUAAUGCACUAUAUAUAGUUCUUUUUCCUCACAUACCACCAAUAUGGCAGAUUAUAUACACGGCAACUGAAAGAGAAUUUAUGAGAGAUAUAUUGGUCACUUUUAAUAGGAAAUGGGACGUUUAAAUCAACAAGCUGAUUCAAAAAAAUAUUGACGUGAUUGUAGUGUAUGCUGUUCAUCAGCGGGGCAGGUUAUUGGUGUCCAGAGUUGGAAGACAAUGUUUUCAUCAAACAUUCUGGGAGUGGCGAUAGUGCUUUUAGGUCUCAUGCUAAAACUCUUACCUGUUGUUAGUGGUCAACCAGGACAACCACAGACAUGUCCUGCAGCUAGUGAAAUCGCCCCAUGUGCUUGCCAAGUGAAAAAGAAUGGCUUGGAUAUACUCUGUGAGGCUACAGAUAUCUCUCACAUAAACAAAGCUAUGGGCACACUUAAAGGAAAGAGCCCCAUUAUAUUUUAUCUCAAACUUCGUCACAAUAAUUUACCAAAACUUCAAGGAUUUGUUUUCUUGGCACUGGACAUCAGGCACUUAACCAUCCACAAUAGUAGUUUAGCCGCUAUUGAAGAAACAGCCCUCAGCUCCCUAGGCAAAGGUCUUACUCAAUUGGAUGUCUCUCAGAAUCAACUCUCUAACGUCCCAUCGAAUGCAGUAAAAAAUCUCCACCACCUUCUGAUCCUGAAUUUGAACCACAACAAAAUCUCUCAGAUCCACAAUAAAGCCUUUGAAGGACUUGAUACUCUCGAGAUCUUAACUAUGUACGAGAAUAAGAUAACAUCCAUUGAGCCUGAAGCUUUUCGUGGUCUGGAUAAGAAAUUGAAAAGGCUUAAUCUUGGCGGAAAUGAUUUAGCAACUGUUCCUCAAAAGUCUCUCUCCAUUUUGGAUACACUGAAGAAACUAGAAAUCCAAGAGAAUAAGAUUAAGAAAAUAAAAGACGGAGAUUUCGAGGGAUUACGAAAUUUGGAUUCCCUAAUUCUGGCUCAUAACCAAUUAACCGAGGUACCCGCGAACGUUUUUCGUCAUUUGACUCUUCUCAAUUCCCUGGAGCUGGAAGGAAAUUCUAUCUCCUACAUUGACAAAGAUGCGUUUGCUGGUUUAGAAGAGAAUCUUCAAUAUCUGAGAUUGGGUGACAACAAUUUACACAUAAUUCCAAGUGAUGCUCUAAGGCCUCUUCAUCGACUCAGGCAUCUGGACUUGAGGUCUAAUAAUAUCAGUGUUAUAUCUGAAGAUGCAUUUGUUGGUUUUGGGGAUUCCAUAACAUUCUUGAAUAUGCAGAAGAAUGACAUUAAAGCGCUACCGGCAAUGGCAUUUGAGAAUCUAAAUUCUCUGGAAACCCUAAGCAUUCAAAAUAACAAGCUUACACGAAUCCCAGAGGAGGUUAUGGAGCCAAUAAUGGAUACCCUUCGUGUUGUUGAUAUUAUGGAUAAUCCCCUGGUAUGUUCUUGUGAACUUAUCUGGUUCCCCAAUCUUCUUCAGGACCUGAAGAAUCGUGAUGACGAAAUGACCCAGAAGAAGCGACCCAUGUGCACAAUGCCGAAUGAGAAUCGGGAAUAUUUUGUGCAGAAUAUGCCAUUAGACCGCAUGAAUUGCAUAAGGAAGAGUAAUAUGGGCCAGGCUGGGAUGAACUAUAUUGGGGGAUCCGCAAACUUUCUGGUCAGCAUUGUUUUAGUAUUUUCAAUGGGUGCUCUGGAUCUUGUUUGGUUUAUGCUAACAUGCGUAAUUUAUUGAUGUCAACUCCCCAAUACUCGCAAUGCAAAUCGCGAUAGAGAUUUUAUUUGGGUAGCAAGAGAAAACAUCAAUUGAUCCACAUUGAGUUUUUCUAAAUCAAACCUAGUAAAGCCGAGUGUCAGUGGCUGAUACGGUACGAUUUUGAGAAAUUCUCAAUAAGAUCAAUUUUUGUCGUAAUUCUAAUCGAUGGAUGCAAACACUUUUUUUUUAGAAUGAGCAAAUAUAUUGUUUAAUUUUACAAUAACAUAGUGGUUAACGUUAUUGCAACAUUGCUAAUUUGAAUGUUAAGAGAUCAAGUUCUAAGUAAACAUAUAGAAUUUAAAUGAUAAGAAAAUCUGUGAAUUGCAAUCAUAUCACAACAUUUUUAUAUGAAUUAUUAAUGUAUAUUAUUGAAAGAGAAGACAUAUAUUUACAUUUUUUGAACUAAUAUGUAUAUUAACGAAAAAGAAAUAAGUUUUUAGAAAAAAAAGAAGUAAAAAAAAAAGAAACAAGGGAAAGCAAAUAGCAAAAACUAACUCAAUUAAAGUAAUAUUUAGUGAGUGAGAUCUUUGAGACGCAAUUUUUUAAACGGAUCCGAAAUCUGUCGUGUUUUUGGUAGUACAACAUAAUUAUGAUAUUAAAAUAUACAAUUAAAUAAGAUUAUAAAACACAAUUAGUAAACGAUACAAAUAUCAGUAACAAUGUCUUAUAAAUGAAAGAAAAAAGAUAAGUUACAUUAAAACGGUGUAGGAAUGAGAGUAUUUUCUAGUAAAAGAAAAUUCUGAAUUUUAUUUAAAAAAAUAUGAACCAAGUGAAAUAUCAAACUUAUUCAGAAAAUUAUAAUUUAAAAAAAAAAGCUCUUGUAUAAUGCAAGAACUGAAAAUAAAUCAAGCUUCUAUGUGGGCAAAAUUUAAAGUGAAAAUAUUAUUUAUUAGUGCUGAAAAUUUUGUUAAAACAUGAAAUUGAGAAGUUAUCUCAUACCAGAAAAAAAACAUUGAAAACUUGAGGUAGUUGCACAAACUCAAAAGAUAUAAGUAAUUUUGAGACUCAAUUUUAUUUGCAAAAUUCGAAAAAUCGAUGCAAAUUACAAAAAUACUGAUAUAAUAAACCCAUAAUGGUGGCUAAAAAACCAAAAAUUGGAUAUCAACAGAAUGAAGUUUUCGUAACUCAUUUUUUAAACAAAAAAAAGAACAUUAAUGAGAUUGUAUCAUUUUGAAAGAAAAAAAACUUUUGCGUAUGCCAUUGUUAUAGAACAAAGUAAAUAAUUGGGAGAUGCUGUGAUGAAUUUUCAUGUUAAAAAAAAUUUACUCGCUGAAUAGUGACAAAAAAUUGUUAUUUUUUAAAAAAGCUAAAAUAUGAGACAUAUCUUGAAAAAAAACUUUAAUCGAUACAUAUCAGCGUAUUUUAAAUACUUUUUUUGUGUAAAGUUUCUACAAUAUUCUCAAUGUAACGUGAAAUAUGAGUGUUUUCAAUUGAUAUUCAACAUUCCAAGUAAAAAAAAGAAAAAAAAAACCAAAGUCGCAAACAUAUCCAAUUCUGUCGAUAAAGAGAUUAGAUAAAAUAUAAAAAAAUAAAACAGGGUGCACAAUGGUCAGGAUGCCGUGUUUUCUUAUAAACAGUCUUAGACAAAGAAAGACAAAAAAAAAGAGAAAUAUCAAGCCUCUUUAUGACAGAUGCCUUUCUCUAUAUUACAUCAUAGUUCUAAGGUGAAUCUACAAAUUUGAUUAUUUUUAAGAGUUGCUAUAAAAUAUAAGAAUAUCUUACAAGUCUGUGUUUUUUUCAAUUUUUAUUGCGGAAAGACAUGUAUUGUGAAGGCAAAAAAGUUUGGGAAUUUUAAAGAGUUUCACUAAAGAAUUAACUUUUGAAAAAUCUACUUUUCCAAUCCAUUGUAAGAAAAUUUUGAGAGAAAAGAAAAUUUUGAAACAUAUCACAAAACUGGAAAUGAUUUAUUGAAAUUUGGAAAUUAGAUAUUUAACUAAUCUUUGUCAAUUCGGAAAUCUACAAUUUUGAAACAUUCCAGCAUACAAAAAAUAUUAAUUAAAUUUUACCAAAAUGAGAGAGAAAUACUGCAUGUAAUGUGAAAAAAAAAUUAAUUGAUGGAGUAAAGAUCUAAUUAGGCUAAGAAAUGAUAUGUGUACACAUAAAUAUUUAGUGUUUUAUGAGUAAUCACUAUUAUCAUAUUUAAUUGACUAUUAAUGUUUCUGUGUAUUACAUUAAUCGUAUAAAACUUAUCUAUUUAAAAAAUAAUAAUAAACCCGGCUUUUGAUUUUCUGAAA
Molecule: messenger RNA, 4453 nt
Organism: Phlebotomus papatasi
Lineage: Eukaryota; Metazoa; Arthropoda; Insecta; Diptera; Psychodidae
Product: protein slit
Exons: 9
Coding region: 693-2198 (501 amino acids)
Molecular function (GO): protein binding
Source: RefSeq, a predicted model, not a curated record